This is a messenger RNA of Aspergillus versicolor CBS 583.65, 3648 nucleotides long. RefSeq names its product glycoside hydrolase family 95 protein. The transcript has 2 exons. Gene Ontology annotation, biological process: carbohydrate metabolic process. The record is from RefSeq and is a predicted model, not a curated record. Bases 1 to 3648 code for a protein of 1215 amino acids. Gene Ontology annotation, molecular function: alpha-L-fucosidase activity. NCBI's taxonomy places the organism in Eukaryota, Fungi, Ascomycota, Eurotiomycetes, Eurotiales, Aspergillaceae.
AUGUCCGAGCUCUGGUACCAGAAACCUGCCACCGGGUGGGAUGAGGCCCUUCCAGUGGGAAAUGGGCGUCUGGGGGCCAUGGUCUACGGGAGAACCGAUGCUGAGCUGCUCCAGCUGAAUGAGGAUUCUGUUUGGUAUGGAGGCCCACAGGAUCGCAUUCCAGAGGAUGCUUUGAGAAAUCUACCGCAUUUUAGAAAGUUGAUUCGACAAGGCGCUCAUAAUGAGGCAGAGGAAUUGGUUCGUCGAGCGUUCUUUGCGUCCCCGAAUGGCCAGCGGCAUUAUGAGCCUUUAGGGACACUGUCUUUGGACUUUGGACAUCUGUUUGAUGAAGUGAAAAGUUAUCGGCGAUCUUUAGAUUUAGAGGCUGGAAUUGCGCAUGUGCACUACGAGUAUGAUGGUGUACAGUUUCAUCGCCAGGUACUCGCCAGCCAUCCGGACAGUGUGCUGGCUAUCCGGGUACAGGCAUCAAGACGUACCGAGUUCUUGGUCCGACUCAGUCGACUUAGCGAGCUGGAAUAUGAAACAAAUGAGUUCCUGGAUGAUAUAGAGGUGGAAGAUCAGUUUAUUACGAUGCAUGUCACUCCUGGUGGCAGAGGCAGUAACCGGGCUGCCUGCAAACUGACGAUUCGUUGCGAGAGUGGCAGUCAGGACCCUGCAAGAAUCGCGAGAGUGGGCAAAAAUCUCGUCGUCAAUGCGAGAGACGCUCUGAUUCUGAUAGCUGCUCAGACGGCAUAUCGAUGUAAGGAUAUUGACAAGGCGGCCAUGGCCGACUUGACAUCAGCCCUUGCCCAUUCAACAGACACGAUAUGGAGUCGACAUGUUGCGGAUUACCAAGCCCUAUAUGGCCGCUUGGAACUGCGCCUAGGCCCAGAUGGAACAGACAUACCGACAGACGAGCGGAUUCUAAGUGCGCGAGACCCAGGCCUCGUUGCCCUAUACCUUCACUACAGCCGCUACCUGCUGAUAUCCUGUAGCCGUCCAGGCAAGGAGGACGACUCUGACGGUGUUCUCCCUGCCACGCUGCAGGGAAUCUGGAACCCAUCAUUCCACCCACCAUGGGGCUGCCGAUACACGCUCAACAUUAACCUGCAGAUGAAUUACUGGCCUGCCAAUGUAGGCAACCUGGCUGAGUGCGAGCAGCCCCUGUUUGCCCUGCUUGAGCGCCUUGCCGUAACUGGUGCUGAAACUGCUCGCAAAAUGUAUGGCUGCCGCGGGUGGACGGUGCACCAUAAUACCGACCUUUGGGCGGAUACAGCGCCUGUGGAUCGCUGGAUGCCGGCUACUUUGUGGCCUCUUGGUGGUGCUUGGCUGUGCACUCAUAUCUGGGAACAUUAUCUCUUUGGUGGAGAUAGACGCUUCUUAAGGCGGAUGCUACCGGUGCUGCGAGGGUGUGUUGAGUUUCUGCUUGACUACUUGGUAGACGAUGCUUCCGGUCAGUAUAAGGUAACAAACCCAUCAUUGUCGCCUGAGAACACGUUCCGUGAUGAAAAAGGCAACGCGGGGGUACUCUGCGAAGGCUCAACAAUCGACACCCAACUAGUCCGUGCUGUCCUGGGGGCAUUUGUUGCAGCGCUGGAGGUACUUCAUAUUACAGAGACCAAACUCCUUAUCCAAGUGCACGACACUCUACGACGCCUGCCACCUCUGAGAAUUGGUUCAGCAGGACAGCUCCAGGAGUGGAUGGUUGACUAUGAAGAGCUGGAACCGGGCCAUCGACACGUUUCGCACCUUUGGGCUCUUUACCCAGGUCGCGAUAUCAAUCUGGGCACUACUCCUGAGCUCGCCAAAUCCUGCGCAGUCACACUCCAACGACGACAAUCGGCCGGGGGCGGUCAUACGGGCUGGAGUAGGGCGUGGCUACUCAAUCUGCAUGCGCGUCUGAGGGACGCAGAUGAAUGCGCAAAUCAUCUAGAGCAGCUUUUGGCAAAAUCAACACUUCCAAACCUUCUGGAUACACACCCGCCGUUCCAGAUUGAUGGUAACUUUGGCGGUGGCGCCGGGAUACUGGAGAUGCUGGUGCAGUCGCAUGAAGAUGGUAUAAUUCGACUUCUGCCUGCCUGUCCAGCCGCUUGGCCAAGUGGAAGACUGAGAGGAGUUCGGGCACGGGGUGGUUUCGAGCUGGAGUUUGGAUGGGAAGAUGGCGCGAUAUGCGGGCCCGUUAUACUCCUCUAUGGCAGGCCUCACGUUAGAACAAGCCAGCAAAGAACGAGAUAUAACAAAAUAGUGCAGUCAAAUAUGGCCAUGGACUUAACUCCGGUGCAAGACCUGAAAGGCGCUUUACGCAACGACUUCUUCCACGGCUAUGCCACCGCAGCACCGCAGAUCGAAGGCGCCUGGAACAAAGAUGGCAAAGGGCCUUCAAUAUGGGACACAUUCGGCCACACUCCAGGAAAAGUCAAAGAUAAAAGCACGGCCGACGACACAAUACGGUCGUACGACCUUUACCGUGAAGAUGUGGCCUUGAUGAAGUCAUACGGUGUCAACGCCUACCGCUUCUCGCUAUCUUGGUCACGUAUCAUCCCUCUCGGCGGUGCCGAUGAUCCCAUCAACGAGCAAGGAGUCAAGUUCUAUCAGGAUCUCAUCGAUGAGCUGCUCCGAAAUGAUAUCACGCCGUUUGUGACUCUCUUUCACUGGGACGUUCCCCAAGCCCUGGAAGACCGGUACGGUGGCAUGCUGAACCAGGAGAGGUUCGUCCCUGAUUUUCUCCGGUAUGCGCGCGUCUGUUUCGAACGACUAGGGCCGCGAGUUCGCCACUGGAUCACGUUCAACGAGCCCGGGGUCUACUCACUGGCUGGCUACGCGGCCGGCGUCCAUGCCCCAGCGAGAUCCUCUUAUCGAGACCGCAACGAGCAGGGAGAUUCCUCUACGGAGCCUUUUAUCGUCGGCCAUACAGAGCUAAUUGCUCACGGGCACGCAUCAAAGCUCUAUCGUGAAGAGUUCCAGCCGCAGCAGGGAGGAACAAUCGGCAUUACUCUGCACGGUAACUGGUCCGAGCCAUGGGACAUGGACGAUGAGCGGGAUCAGAAGACGGCAGAGCGGGCACGCGAGUUCGAGAUCGCCUGGUUCGCUGAUCCGUUAUACAAGACCGGAGACUAUCCAGCCUCGAUGCGAGCUCAACUCGGUGAUCGUCUACCACGCUUUACUCCAGAAGAAUCAGAGCUCGUACUGGGGAGCUCCGAGUUCUACGGCAUGAACUCCUACACUACCUUUUUCGUGCAGCAUAAGGAUACUCCCGCGGACAUAAACGACCACAAGGGCAAUGUCAUUGUCCACGAUACGAACAGUAAGGGUGUCUCUCGUGGUGAGGAGUCGGACACCCACUGGCUGCGGAUGGCACCGGCUGGAUGGCGAAAGCUACUGAACUGGAUCUGGAACCGGUACCAUAUGCCCAUCUAUGUGACUGAGAACGGCACGACAGCGAAAGGUGAAACAGCACCGACUGCAGAGGUGCUCAAUGACACGUUUCGGAUGCGAUUCUUCGAAGGAUAUGUUGGUGGGUUGGCCCGAGCUGUUAAAGAGGAUGGAGUUGAUGUCCGUUCGUACUUUGCGUGGACCUUUACUGAUAACUGGGGUAUGUCCAAAGUCUUCAAGAUUCACUUGGUUGUUUGCAAACUGACUGGAGGCAGAAUGGGCCGCGGGCUUCACUGA